ACACACACUCUCUCUCACACAACUUAUAAUUGUCAAAACAAAAAACAUUCUUCUGUGAUUAGAAGUUGUCAUAAAUUUUUGGGGGGCUCAAAUAAAAACAAUAAUUUAAUAAUAACCUUAUUAAAAAAAAAAACAUCAUUCAUUUUUAUCACCACCAAUUAAAUGAUAAUAAUAAUUACAAAUUUAUAAUGAAUCAGUAAUCACUAAAUAAUUGAUGUGAUAUUAAAAAAAAAUAAUAAAAUAAUCUUCAAUGGCAUUGCCAUCUGUGUGGCGUCUGAAAUUAUACCUCCAUCAACCUAUAUAUAAUUUUAUCGAAUUUUCAAGAUAGUGUGUUGCUGCUGCAUCAAAACCUGAAAUGCGUUUUUUAUUAGUGACCAAUUGCGAAUGUGAAAAAUCAAUCUAUUUGACAUAAAAUAAUAAUAACAACAAUAAUAAAAAAAUAUUAUUAAUUAAUGAUAAAUAAUAUUGACAAAAUGAUUAAUAUAUUUAUUUUUAAAAAUAAAUUAUUUAAAAUAUGAAAUAAUAAAAAAUCAAUGAAUCUCUUGAGACGCUUGUGAUAUUAUUUUAUUUUAAUUUUUUUUUUGAUAAAUACAAUAAUUUAAUUAAAGAUGGAGGAAAAUGGAAACGACAAGUUUAUUUUACGAAAACGUUUAGUUACAUUAAAACCACUUAAAGUUAAAGAUGAACGUGUUGCAACAUUAAAAAAGGUUGCUGCUAUUCUUAAUAAAUCUGUGGUUGAUAGAACAACUGAAGAAAAUGAACUAUUGUCUUCCUGUGGUGAUGUUGUAAAAGAGGUUAACUUGAGACAAGAAAAAAGAGAUAAAGUUAAAGCAAGAUUAGAAGAAAUUGAAGAUCCACCUGAUAUAUUUGAAGAAAAAUGUAUGAAAUUAGCUGCAGCAAUAAGUGGUGCAUCAUCAUUGGCUGUAUAUACUGGUGCUGGUAUAAGUACUGCAGCAUCAAUACCAGAUUAUCGUGGUACAAAUGGUGUAUGGACUAGAAUGCAACAAGGAAAAGAUAUUGGAAAUCAUGAUCUUAGUUUGGCUGAACCAACAGUUACUCAUAUGGCAUUGUAUGCAUUAUAUAAAGCAAAUUUAUUAAAACAUAUUGUAUCACAAAAUUGUGAUGGUUUACAUUUACGUAGUGGUAUACCAAAAACAUUAUUAUCUGAGGUACAUGGUAAUAUGUAUGUUGAAGUAUGUCGUACAUGUAAACCAUCACGUGAAUAUUGGCGUUUAUUUGAUGUUACUGAAAAAACAGCAAGAUAUUCACAUGGUACUGGACGUUAUUGUCAUAAAUGUAAUUCAUUAUUACAAGAUUCAAUUGUACAUUUUGGUGAACGUGGUAAUUUACCAUGGCCAAUUAAUUGGAAUGGUGGUUCAAGAGCAGCUAAAUAUGCUGAUGUUAUAUUAUGUCUUGGUUCAAGUUUAAAAGUAUUAAAAAAAUAUCCAUGGUUAUGGCAAAUGGAUAGACCAAGUAAAAAACGUUGUUCAUUAUUUAUUGUUAAUUUACAAUGGACACCUAAAGAUGAAAAUGCAACAUUAAAAAUUAAUGGACGUUGUGAUGAUGUUAUGAAACGUGUAUUAUCACAUUUAGGAAUUAAUAUACCACAAUAUCAACGUACAAAAGAUCCAAUUUUUUAUCAUGCUAUUAAAUUAGAAAAUAAUGAAUUAACAACAACAACACAACCAUUAUUAGAAGAACCAAUUAUUAAUUCAACUAAUAAUAAUGAUGAUACUAAUAAUCAUGUUGAUGAUAAUAAUGUAGAUGAUGAUGAUGAUAUUUCUAUUAUUGAAAAUGAUCAAAAUCAAGUUAUAAUACCUAAAAAUAAUGAAAAUUGUGUAACACAAAUUGAAAUGAAUGAUGCAUUAACAGCAUAUACAGCUCCAUUUUUUACAGCUCUACCAUUUUUAUCAAUGGGUUUACCAUUUCCACCAAUGUUUUUAUAUCCACAAUUAACAUCAUUACUUUAUUAUCCACUAAUUCAACAAGCAGCAUUAUUAAAAGAACAAAAUAAUAUUAAUAAAAAUGAUAAUAAACAAAUACCAUCAUGUAAAUUUUGCAUGGAAAAUGAAGAUUCAUUGACGUGUUUGUAUUAUCAACGUGAUGGUGAUGAUCCAGUUAUAACUGAUAUUGAAACAAUAACAACAAUUGAAACAGAUCAUGAAAAUAUUGUUGAGGAUAUUACUGAUAAUGAUGACACAAUAACACCAAUAACAACUGCUAAAAAUCCUGGCUGGUUUGGUAAAGGUUAUCGUAAAGGAUUUCGUAAAAAGCGGUAGCAAUAUUUUAAAAAAUAUUAACACAUUAUAUUGUGUUGAUAAAAAGCUAAUUAUAAUUAUAAUAUUAUUGAUUGAUAAUAUAAACAAGUCAGUCAAGUAAUUAUUUCAAGAUAAACAUAAAAAAAAAAAACAAGAGAAAAUAGAAAAAAUUUAAAAACUUCAUGCUUUUAUUUUUUAUUUAAAUUCAAAAAAAUACUUGUUAAUUUUUGUUUUAAUUUAAGGAAAAAUUUAGUCUUCUAUUUAUUAUGUUCAAUAGUAUUUAAGUAUUAUAAUUGCUUUAUUUAUUUAUAAACAAAAAUACAAGAAAAAAAAAAAUAUAUAUUGAUUUGAGAUGAAAACUUUUUAAUUUACUAAAAUAAUUUUUCAUAAAUUUUUUCAGUAAUACAUAAAUCUUUUGAACUCUUGGCAAAAAUAAAAAAAAUAAAAAAAAAAAAAUAUAAUAUUCUGAUUUAAAUUCUUGUGCAUGUCAUCUAUCAUUUUCCCUUGUAAUAAAAAAAAGCAAAAUUGUCAAUAAAGUAUCUUCAUCGUUUUUUUUUAAAAGUAAAGUUUAACUAAGUACUUUUGAAGUCUUUGGAUAACUGUAACCCUUAUCUUUUAAAAAAAAAAAUAUUUCAAAAAUCCAUUCAAAGUGUAAUACAAAACGUUGUCUUUAUUCCAAUCUUGCCUAUAAAAAAAUAAUAAUAAAAAAUAGUAUAGCGUAGAUAAUAAAAAUGAGUGUUGAGUUUAGAGGGUGUGUGUUGUCGUAGUCAUUGCGCGCCAGAAACGUAAAGUACCAGCAGCGCUCUGUACUAUUUUGUAAAUCGAUAUUUUGCAAGCCAGUUAAACCUGGCAAAGAAGGGUGCUAGGUGGGUGGAUAGAUUUUACUGAAAGCACACACAAGCACGCGCCAAAGAAAUACACCUGGGAAAAAAAAAAAACAAAAACAAAAUAAAUAAUUUUUUAUAAUUUCAUACAUAUAUUUAAAAUUAACAGUGAAGUGUUUGUGUGGAUAGAAAAAUAAUCAAUUAACAAAAUAAAAAAGAUAAUUAAAAAUUUUAUAAUAAAAUCAAAAAAAAAAAAAAACAUAUCUUAGAAAUAUUUAUAAUAAAAAAAAAGCAUAGACAGGCGCAUCACGUACAUAGGUCGCGAGUGAAGUUCCAAUGAAUUCCGCAAAGCAAUAAUUUAUCAUCCCCCAUUAUCAUAAAGAAAUUUUUAAAGUUCAAGUUUUAUAUUAUCAAUAACUCAAGUGAAUAACAAAAAAAAA
This is a messenger RNA of Aphidius gifuensis, 3522 nucleotides long. RefSeq names its product NAD-dependent protein deacetylase sirtuin-7 (gene Sirt7). The record is from RefSeq and is a predicted model, not a curated record. The coding region runs from base 609 to 2279 and encodes 556 amino acids. NCBI's taxonomy places the organism in Eukaryota, Metazoa, Arthropoda, Insecta, Hymenoptera, Braconidae. The transcript is spliced from 3 exons. Gene Ontology annotation, molecular function: NAD+ binding.